UUUACAAAAGUUCAAACCCCCUUGCUUUUAAUACAUUAAAAAACAAUGGAAAACAUUAUUUAUGGUUUAGAAUAUAAUGCGAGAUCAUUAACAACGCAACAAGAUGCUGAAGAAAUUCGAUUCUUUAUCGGAACACAAAUCAUCAAUGGCAAGAAUCAAGUGCAUAUGGUAGAAGUUGAUGAAGAAAAUAAUAAGUUACAUGCAAAAAUAUUUUCACAUGAAUAUGGCGAGAUUUGGAAGCUUACAAGUUGUCCAAAUGAUAAACUUGUAGCGUCGGUCUACACAACAAAUAAAAGACCAGAAAUGUUAAUGCAAAGUGCAAUAUUUCGAAUUCCUGAUACUUCUGAAAUGAUGGAUCCAUCUAAAGAGUAUCUUGAGUUUGCUGACGUUGAGAUACUUGAUACUGAAAAGUUUGGAUCGGAAAUUAAAACCACAGAAUUUCAUCCUUCAAAUACGAGUCUCGCUUCAAUUGUUGAUGGUAAAAUUUUAAUAUUUAACCGAACAGAAUCAAAAAGUCAAGUUGUAACUGAAAUUACUGGAAAGAAACUUAAUGGCGGAAUGUGGGCAAAUGCUAAUCAAUUUGUAGCUCUCUUUGAAAAUGGAAUCAGAGCAUAUGAUGUGCGUGAUCCUAAUCAUAUUUCAUGGCAAAUCGAUGAAGCCCACACUCAACCUGUUCGUGACAUUGACGUAAACCCCAAUAAAGCAUUUCACAUUGCAACAGCAGGCGAUGAUGCGAUUUUAAAAAUAUUUGAUGUGAGAAAUACAAAAGAGCCAGUGUUUCAACGACGAGAUCAUUUACAUUGGAUUUUCAGCGUAACAUUCAACAAAUUUCACGAUCAACUGAUUCUCACAAGCAGUUCAGAUGGAAAAGUUCUUCUUACUUGUGCUAACUCUUGCAGUUCUGAAGCACCUUCACAUCAACUUAAACAAACAUUAGCAAAGGAAUCGUCACCUGAAGAAGAUGAUGAAUUUCACCCGAAGACUGACAAGACACUCAAUGAUGGUCUUCUUGAAACAUUCGAACAACAUGAAGAAAGUGUUUAUUGUGUUGAAUGGAGUGCAGCAGAUCCUUGGCUCUUCGCUUCAUUAAGUUACGAUGGACGACUCAUCAUUUCACGCAUUCCUAAAAAAUAUAAAUAUAAAAUUCUUCUUUAACUUUUAACUUUUAACUCUUCCCACUUGUGUGAUUCAUUUUUGACAGAGCAAAAGAAGAAAAUUAUAAAUAAAAUGUAUGCUUUGAAACUAUAAAACCAAAA
Messenger RNA from Clunio marinus, 1256 nucleotides. The record is from the annotation of a GenBank genome assembly. NCBI's taxonomy places the organism in Eukaryota, Metazoa, Arthropoda, Insecta, Diptera, Chironomidae.